Plasmodium fragile is the source of this 7443-nucleotide messenger RNA. RefSeq lists its product as uncharacterized. The record is from RefSeq and is a predicted model, not a curated record. The transcript has a single exon. Bases 1 to 7443 code for a protein of 2480 amino acids. NCBI's taxonomy places the organism in Eukaryota, Apicomplexa, Aconoidasida, Haemosporida, Plasmodiidae.
AUGAAACGAACAGGUAGGAGACCAUGUGGGGAUCCCCCCCAGGAAUGUCCCUUCUCAUCGGGAAGGUGUAAAUCAAGCGAAGGUAACGAGGUAAUGGACGAGGACAGACGUAGGGGAAGAGAGUCGAACGGGUCCAGCACCGAAGAAAGGUUGUUUACUCCAAAUUAUUAUAGCGGAAGUAAGAACAAUACGAUCAGCAUAAAGAUAAGAAAAAAUGCAAACAGGAAUUUGCAACAUUCUGAAGAGAGAAAAAAAAAAAAAAAAGAGGAACAGAAAUCCUUCAUAAAAUCGCUAAUAGGUAAGAUAGAAGAAAUGUACAAAAAAGGAUUACAAGAUAAGGAAAGGAACUCACAUAAAUUGCCACUUGAGUCCAGAUCUGCCUUUCUUUUAAAUGAGUAUAUAAAUGUAGAACCCACGAAUAACGUGACGUAUAGACGUAGGACACCCCAGAAGACUGUACGUAGAAGCGAUUUCGUUGGAAUAAAUUUAAAGCCCUUUGUUAGAUUCAAGAGUCAUUCCAAAUGGGACGACAGUCAUGCCAAUAGCACCGGUGAUCCAAGGAAAAGGGCCAUUAUAAAAAUUUCGAACCAAAGUCCUCACGAAAUAUUUAACCCCAGGUUUAUCAAUACGCAUCGAUCCUCGUCUGAGUACCCUAAGCCAGCAAAUUUCUACUCCCUACGGAAUGAUGUAAUGAGGCACAAUUUGCCCUUCUGGGGCAGCCAAAGGGAGAAUAACGGAAUAGGUACCUCGGUAGGAAUUCACCAUUUGGGCAAAUUAACCGCUAAAGAAAUUAGAGAUCCCAAUAUGUAUGACACACCGUUCGUACACUUGAAACCGGUCCAAAGGUGUGCAACGUAUAAUCCAUGGUGUGGGGGAAGCUCAGAUGCGAAUGUGAACAAGGCGGGGGUUGCAUGCCACGUGAAGGGGACACACCCACAUAGACGUCGCGAUAACAGUGCAGAAAAGGGAGAACAAAAAAUAAGAGUAAGGAUAAGCAGAAAGGGAGUGGGAAGAAAGAUGGAAGGUGAUGGUGAUGGGAGAAAAACUGAAUCUGUCUCAAUGAACAAACGUACACAUCAUGGAAGGGGCCCUUCAGCCAACGAGCACGAUCACUUAGGGAAACAUAACGAGAGAGAUUUACGAGAAAAGGAGAAAAACAAAAAAUUCCAAGUCAACCUAUCUCUACCUUUAGACAACCCUAGGGGAAAUAAUUUCACGGAAGGGAAAAGAACAACCAAUUUGGGUGGCAACAUCAAAGGAGAUGCUUCCUCUCACGUUUUAUUCACUUCGAAAGGAGAAAGAGGAAUGAACUUAAAUGUGAAAAACAGAACGAAUGAAGGAAUUAGGCUUCGAUAUGCAGGUAAAGAUGGAGAAGAUGGGGAAAGCGCUAAAAUGUGUUCCAAUUCCACUUGUACAUGCGACACGACAAAGCAUAAUAAGCUCCUCUCUGGCACUUACUCAUCAUUGGGGGGAAGUCAACAGAGCUGCUGCAGAAAAAACACGAAGUGCCAUAGAAGUGGCUUAAACAUUCAUUGUAUGGAUGGCAGAAGCGAGGGUAGCAACUCUUCGUGGAACAGAACAAAGGAAGAGACAGAAUUGCAGAUCCAUGCAGAGGGGACGAGGAGGAAGAGCGCGUGCACAUGGAAUAAAGCUCCAGAUGAGUAUCACGUCCAGUAUGAAAGAGGAUUUCACAACAAAGAGGACCAUAAAGGAAUGAGGAAAAAUUCAUCUCAACUUAGGACAAGGACACAGGACAAUAGAUGCAUAAUGGAUGCCCGUGUGGUGAAGGGAGAGCACACCAAUUCCUAUCUUCAAUUGGAAGAUAAUAAAAAAGGGGAACAAAUUGUAUUAAGCGACGGCUGCGAACCAGGUGAAUCCAAAAAUGAAGGCCAUAAAUACAUAGUGGAAAAGAAAACAGACGCAGUGAAGGAUGAAGGGAAGAUUCUCUUAUUAACGCAACGUAAUGAUAAAUUGAUGCUCGAUCCUGGACACGAGGCACCGAGGCAAAACUGCAAAAUGUUAACCUGGGGAACUUCAAACAGUGGCAGGUGUAGCUACAAAUUAGACAGUAUUGCGCUGAAAAGGGGAGAAAAAAGUGGUAAAGGGAAUGGAGAAAAAUCCCUUACUUGUAAUGACUCCCUAGAGGGACAACAGAAAUAUAAAAACUUGAGGACGAUUACUAUACCGUCAGACAGUGUAGACGGAACGUAUGAGGAAGACGCAAGGGGAAGACAGUUCAUUAAUGAUGGUGAAAAAUUUAGGGGGAAACACCACAUUGCAAGUUCCUUGAACUUGUCAAACAAAAUAGCUUCUGAAAAAAAUUCAAUGGAAAAAUACAAAAUGGUGCAGUAUGGCAAAUCGGGUGUGAAAAAGGAAUGUAGUGGUUGCUCCUGCGUCUGCGAACAUAGAGAGAACAAUAUUUGCUACAACGGGGUCGGGGAAAAUAAAAGGAGUCGUACAAAGGCUAACCAAUUUGGUGAUACAAAUGAAGUGUUAGAAAUAAAAGACAAAUUGGGGAGAAGCAGAAGCGUUGCUACAGCCUUGUCAAAUAGUCAGCGUAACAAAAAAAGGGAGGAAUUUUCCCGUGACGAGGAAGGUAGAAGUUUCCCUUGGACAGGAUCAUCGCGAAGGGGGGUACACAGAAAGGCUGUUGUACGAAACGAAGUUGAGAAGAGCGAUAGUGAUAGCCAUUAUAAAAAUGAGGAACGCCUGUACUCGAAAGGAAAAGAAAGAAAGAAAAAAUUGAAUAUGUAUGCGAAGGGUAAUUCUGUAUCCAUAGAGCGAGAUGUAAAUAACAACUCGGGGACGACUCACACACUUGACCGGUAUAAAUCGCAUAGUGGGGACUACUCCAGUGGUGUCCACAAAUGUGUGGAUGAUACAAAGAAUGGAGCUAGAGAUUGUCCAGCUUGGAAACACAGCCAAGCGGAUGACCCAGAAAACUGCUUAUGGCAUCGUGCAGAACAGGUAUAUGCUCGAUCGCACGAACCAAUUUCACACACGAAAGAAGACGCGCAGAAAAAUGGAGCGCACCAAUGUGUUGUGGGUCAAUUGGGGGAAGGCAAAAUUGAAAUGAGGGCAAGCCAAACAGGCAAUAGUUGUUGUUUGCAACAAAUGGGAGGAAGGCAAGAUGGUGGAAUUUUAACCAAUGCUGAUUUUGAAAAACAUACAAACUAUAGCACUAACAGCAAAAUGCGUCGUCGAAGUGACCACGACUCAUCAUCAAAUCGUAAGAAGGCGGCGAGAAAGGACAAAAUGGACAAGCAAAGUGAACACUAUACAAGGAGUAACUCCCAUUCGCAUCACAGUUCUAAGGAGAAUUUUGAAAAUCCCCAAUCAUCGCAGUUGUCUUGCACUAACCGCUUGCACAGAGAGAGUAGAAAAAUGAGGAGUGCUUUAUCGGGUGACAUUUUUGCAGAGAACAGGGUUUCCGAUUCAAGGAGCAGAAGCGAAAUGGUAAAACGGGCCGAUUCGAGGGGAGUAACUACCCACUCAGGUCAACGUCGUCACAAGAAAGAGGCACACCAUGAGGAUGAAAGAUACGAUAAAGGGAGAAGAAGCAGCAGGUGGGGAAACGCCUCCUCUUCCAAUUUUUGCGAUUAUCCUGGGAUGAACAACAUAGAAAGGGUUCUCUACAAUUCGAGGGUGGUGUCAAGGGAGGAACAAAAGGAAGGUACCGAAGGUGGAAGGAUUCGUAGAACAAGUCGUGGCAUCGAUCAUGGAAGCAUUGUGCAUUACUCACACGGAGGGCAUCCCUACGGAGACACGAAAGAAAUCGCAGAAGGAAGUCUUGGUCAUGAUAGUAACAAUAAUGUAUCGUCUGGUAAAGGUGGCAGUUCGCCAAAGAAUGCAAGGCAGCAUUUUCCCGUGGGCAAUGGCUCGAAUAGCUGCGUCCACAUGUCGCAUCUCAGUGGAAGCGCCAUGACGUCAAAAAAGCCAACCAUGAUUAAUAGCGAUGUGUAUAGUGAUAAGAGUGGUGGUACGCAAGACAAACAGGUUAACAUGGAAAACAGUUUCCGCUGCGGGGCAGAUAACAAAUUAUGUAGCGACAGGGAUGAAGCAAUAAUUAGAAGUAUUCAGUCGAAGGGUAGGGAGAGUAAUGUUUGUUGCAUCCGCGAAUCGGUUUGUAAAAAGGGAAGAGGUGAAACGUUCAGCGAGCGAAUGGUGGAUGGAGGAAGACUACACAAGGGUGGUACAGAACAGAGUUGGCAGAAGACAUUAUCGAAUGAGAAAUGUCGAACCCCCAAAACGUCACAUAAUUACCACCAUGAUGAUGAAAAGGAAAGAAGGCCAAGCCGUAGAAUGAGGAACUCGCUGAGGAAGGACAGCAAAUAUAGUGGGAACAGCUACUCGGAAGAGGCAUCCGCUGAUCGGUUCGCCAUAUUGGACAAUUUGAACUCUCCUCAUGAUGAUGAAUCGGACAUGAGCAGAAGUGGUAAUUGUGUAAAUGUAGAUGUAGCAAAAUGUGGAAAGAAGGAAGGUGGGAUGUCUUGUGUGAAGAGACAAACAAAAGUGAGUACAUCAUCCGCGGGAAAUAUCUCCAAUUGGGGAAACAUAUUGGGGGAAGAUUCCUCAAUGGAGGAGACGGGCUUAUCAUAUGGUCCCUACUCAAUGCUGAAGGAAAGAAGUAGUGAAGAUAUUUUCAGAAAAAGGAAUGGCAACUCGCGUAAUCAAAGCAGUUUCACGCAAGGUAAAUGUGAUUUCUCAAAACAUGAACAGCAUAAUAAGCAUGAGCGUGAUCACCACAUGAAUUUCUCGCAUGCGCAAAGGGAACCCGUGCGUAAGGGUGAUGAGGCAGGUAGCAGUAUAUGUUUAGGUCGGGGGAGAGCUCCAUCCAGAAGGGACAAGUGGGGCAAUAGGGGGAACAACUCUGGGCACUCGAUCGAUGGCCAGAUAGACCAGCGCGGGACCUAUCACUGUAGACGCGGGAGUAAGCACGCACAUUCAAACCGAAAGGGCGAUUACCAGGAGGUGGACGAAAUAACCCCUUAUAAUGGAUCACCCAGAAUGGAAGACAAAAAAAAGCAGCAGAAUGGGGAUACUAAUAAAUAUAAGGAAGCUAGAAAGCAGACGGGCAAUCACAAAUCGGGUCGUUCUUAUGGCCACUCGGAAUGUUCCCAAAGGAGUGGCAGCAUAUCUGAGGGGAACACCACUAGCUGUUCAGGCAGUCAUGCUAUGUACGACAAGAUUGACCCCUCGAGAAUGUCCAGGUCGCACAGUUCCCUGCAACCUGAGGAGAAUAAAAAAAGGGUUAAAAGUAGCGAUCCAAAUUUAGGCGCUCAUCAUGGGGGGAAUCGUCAUUAUGGAAAAACAUCCCGAGAGUGGCACAGUAGCCAUACCACACAGGGGGACAGACAUCGCUUCUACUAUAGCGACGAAAGGGAUAGGGAACCGAGUAGAGGCGCUUCCAAAUGGGAUGCUGAAGGGUCAUGUGUGGGGGAGAGGAAUAGACGCGACGAAUAUGUUGACGUGAGGGAAGAUGGCAUGAUGUCCGAUCGCAGAAGAACACAACCAGUUGCUAAUCAAUUAUGUGGAAAAAACUCAAAGGUAAGAAACAUCCCUCCCGUGGACAGCAACCAGCAAGACACGCACAAAAGGAGACAUUCACAUUAUAGUAGUGCAUCUGUCUGUAUUCACAACUCUGAAGAAGAUGUUACUCCGCCAGGUAAUGUCAGCAGUCAUGAGAGAACUAGUGAGAUGGAAAAGAAACGAACCCUUCAGGAAAAACCAAAUAGUAUGGGACACAACUGCAUAGGUAACGAAGGAAUCAAUUUCCCUCGUGAGAUAGAGACCAUUUUGUGCAAUAGUCAAAAGGGAGAAAUAACAAAGGGAGGCGUCUUGCCCAGCAAAACGAAUGAAUACCCGCCAAACGUCGACACAGGAAAAGAUAACGAGGUGCUUUCUGCGCCAAGAGAUUCUCCACUGAUGAGUCGUACGACAGACCCCAAAACAGGAGAAUGUACGCAAGGAAAUGUAACUGAGCAGAUGGACAGGUCGAAAUUAACCCCAAUGAUAAUACCACAGAAGUUCAAUAUUGUGGGAAGCGCAAAUGUUACGGAGGGCCCAAUCCGUAUGGAAAAUCCGCAGCCCAAUUUUGCCAGUGCAAAUAAUGGCCACCAAAUUAUGAUAAGCAAAACGUGUAGCGGAGUUGUUGGGCUACAAAAGGCCAAUGAGUACAUGAAGAGUGAGUUAAAUUAUUAUCUAGGUGGUGAUAAUUUUGCCAAGGGGAGUCGUCAUUGCUUCGAGGAAGCAAAUGGAAAAGUGGUAAACUCGACGGAAGCGUUCAGCAGAACGAAUAGUGUUAAAGAUGGAAUAAUCAGGGUGAAUGUGGACCCCUCCAAAUGUUGUAGCAGCGGUGCAGUAGGCGCGAUCGACUCGACAUUAGGGGGACACUCCGACGAAGCUAACCGUUUAGGAAAUUACAAAAAGGGGGAGUCACAUGAAAGGAAUAGAGACCAUAUGAGUAAUAUUAGCCUCUUCAGUGGAGGGCAGUAUGGUGCUGGGAGUUUAGGCCUUCCUAGUGACCACACAAAUGUGGAUGCUACUAACAGCAAGGUAGAUAGUGCACCCCUUAAGGACCCACUUCCGAAUGGUGAAGAGGGAAAUUUGUCCACGUUCAAUGAAGAUAAAAAGGGGAUAGGAUUCGAUCAACAGAAUGAAAAAAUAAAUUUUAACAAUGGGAUGUAUUGCUAUGCCAAUGUUAGCUCGAGUCAAGGUGUGAAGAUGGUGAACCCGGGAGAUACUUCCAAUCUAAGGAAUAAUAACACGCUUUAUGGACCCCUCAAUAAAGGCGUUCUCAUGAGCAAGCAAUAUUCUUACAUGUCUGACCCUACACAUAGACAAUUCCUACAGCAUCCCAUUGUAGCCCCAAACAGUAACGACUUCAACGGAAUGCACUACGUGAACAAGGCGGUGAGUAUGCCCAAUUUGGGGAGCAUAAAUAUUGGUGGCAAUUUAUUUAACCCUGGGAUUGGAAACAAAAUUGGUGACCCCGUGCAUGUAACGAGAAAUGACAUCCCCUCAACUGUGCAUACUCCGGCGACUCAGUUAAGUCCUCAGCAGAUGAUGCACCCAAAGUUUGGCAAAGCGUUACAGGUUCCGAUUCAUUAUGGAAAUAUUUCAAAUGGGUUAACUUACAAUCCUAUCAACGCUGGGAGGAAGGAUCUGUUAAUUAAUAACCGGCCUUAUGGUGGACAAAUUUUUUACGACGUCAAUGGUAAGGCGUACAUAGUUGGCACAAACGGGGAGGCGAAUGCGAGCUCAGUGAAAAACAUGCGUAAUUAUGCCCUUUCCAGUUAUCACCUUGCGAUAGAUAAUGCAAAUCAGGGCAAUCUGAAUGGGGACAAUCUCAUCGAGCAAACCGGACAAGCUAAUAUGGCCAUCCCUGCUGUCAUACAUGGGGACAAUGGCAUGGGUCUAAAGAAACCGUCCGUAGUGUUAUAA